AUGAGGAAUUUGGGUCAGCGGCAAGAGGAUUUGGCACAUGGAAUUCUCGUUGAUUGGCACACCUGUAAUAGCAGAUCUGACGGUAAGAUUUGUGUAACUAUUCGGAAAGCUUCCUCCAUACUGUUUUAACUGGAAUUGAGUUCUUUCAGAUGAGGUUUUGGAAGGACGAGCCCCAGCAACAGUUGUGAGCGAUAAAAACAGCGUUCUGCAAUGUGUUUCUGCUGCAUUGAAGGAAUAUCUCGUAGCUGGCGUUCCAUCAAUACGUCGUAUUCGUACGAUCAAAUCGUACUGGGUACCGGAACAGUUGCCUAGAGGCUUGGAAGUCAAAUGGCAGCUGAGGUUACAAUACGAUGAGUACCGUGUUGGAACCCUGUUAAAUCCGCUUGUCUUUUUGGGAGCUUUGUUCAUCCUUGGGAGCAACCAUCUGCGCUUGUCCAUGUUGGGUUCUGAUCCACUCAACAUGUUGUCUGAUUUAGGACCUAUGGCAUGA
Hymenoscyphus albidus is the source of this 490-nucleotide messenger RNA. The record is from the annotation of a GenBank genome assembly. Lineage: Eukaryota; Fungi; Ascomycota; Leotiomycetes; Helotiales; Helotiaceae.